Molecule: messenger RNA, 867 nt
Organism: Mixia osmundae IAM 14324
Lineage: Eukaryota; Fungi; Basidiomycota; Mixiomycetes; Mixiales; Mixiaceae
Exons: 3
Coding region: 1-867 (288 amino acids)
Biological process (GO): cytoplasmic translation
Cellular component (GO): ribosome; cytosolic large ribosomal subunit
Molecular function (GO): structural constituent of ribosome
Source: RefSeq, a predicted model, not a curated record
AUGGGCCGCAAAUACGCACAAGAGCACCUCGUAGGUGGCAGCAAGCUCAAAGUUGGCCGUGCAAAAGGCUCGGCCGUCAGAGUCCACUACAAGAACACCAGAGAGACAGCAGCUGUCCUUCAGGGUCUCUCCCUCGCAAAGGCUUACACCUACAUUGAUGAUGUCCUCGAACACAAGCAAUGCGUUCCCUUCCGCCGACACAAUGGCGGUGUAGGCCGUACAGCCCAGGCAAAACAGUUCGGUGCAACUCAGGGUCGAUGGCCCGUCAAGUCUGCUCGCUAUAUCAAGGCCCUCCUCAAGAACGCCGAAUCCAAUGCAGCCGUCAACGAGCUCGAAGUCGAAGAUCUGUACAUCCGAUCCAUCCAGGUCCAAGAAGCACCCAAGACUCGCAGGAGAACUUUCCGCGCUCACGGUCGUAUCAACCCUUACCAAGGUCACCCUUGCCACAUGUUCGUCCCCUUUUUCCUCUUCCUCCCCUCUCCAAGGAGACUCAUCCUCACGUUCGUCACAGUGAAAUCAUGCUGGCAGAGAAGAAGGAGACCGUCGAACGAGAAAAGGGUACCGUCGCUGCUGCACCACCCAAGACGACCGCCAGGCGCCGCAUCGCUGCCGCCUAGAUGUCCCACUUGGAUUUUCCUUCCGUGUGCUCAGCCGGCAGCUUUGUACUAUCCUCAUCUCAACGAGCGAGGGCUGCAACAUGCAUACUUUUGCAUCUGCGCACCCAUGUUACCUAUGGCACGGUCAUGCAUGAGCUACGCCAAUCAGCAACGCAGACUGAGCUCGGAGCUACAACGUAUAGCUGCAAGCGUCAGCUGUAUCGUGAGCAGCUCGCCCUCUGGCUGGGAUGGGCUCAAGCAAGCCAAUUGA